GGCAAUAUGGGAGGUUCUCUAGCUUUGCUCGAUGCCAAUGGUGUUGCUGGAAGUCAAGUUUGUAAAGUUAGACAAAUGUUAAGGCUGUAGGUAUCAUAGAUGACGAGCUCGGAAGGCCGGACCCCCGGGGCCGCAGCACCGAGGGGAUGCGAUGGACCUGGCGAAGAUUCGAGAUUCAAUUGGAUACAAGGUAAUUGUACCUAGGUCCUGUGGCGGAAGCUCUAUCGUACCAGCCACAUUUACCCCAUGGUACCUGACUUAACGUACCCACAGCAAACCCGUUUCAUUGGCUGCUUUAUCGUUGAUGUGAACCAUGAACUUUUUGAAGCUUUCGUGUCCCUUACACGCAAUCCCGGACCCAUUAUUUCGACGACUAAACCGUAACUCAACAAGCACUCUUCAAAUCUAAUUCACACCUUUACCAGUACCAGACUCGAUAUAACCACCAUGGCACCCAAAAAAUCUGCUGCUGCUACCACUCCUGCGCCCGUACCCACGCCCGCGCCCGCGCCAACCACACCAGCAGCACCUACGACAGCUCCCAGCGUUGCCGUAGCCAAGACUAGCGCUAGCGGUCCUCAGGCGAUCGACCAUGUAGCAUGGAAUAUAGUCGACCACUACCAGAAGACGACGCCUCAGCGCACCAAGCUACUUGACGUCUUCAUGGCAUUCUUGGUUGUUGUCGGUGGUCUGCAAUUUGCGUACUGUGUCUUGGUGGGCAAUUACCCAUUCAACGCUUUCCUCUCGGGUUUCUCGGCAACAGUUGGCCAAUUCGUCCUUACCGCAUCACUACGCAUACAGACUACAGAAGCGAACAAGUCCGAGUUCCCUUCGGUAUCUCCAGAAAGGGCAUUUGCAGAUUACGUCGUCGGCAGCCUAAUCCUACAUUUUUUCUGCGUCAACUUCAUAAACUAAACAGGACAGCUCGUAGGAGGUAUAUCGAGACUAGUACGGAGCUUCAAUGGCUGCUGGAUUCAAGUUAUAAGGCGGAAAAUCUCUGUAUUAAGAGAAAC
Daldinia decipiens is the source of this 1013-nucleotide messenger RNA. RefSeq names its product DAD family-domain-containing protein. The transcript has 4 exons. Gene Ontology annotation, cellular component: membrane; oligosaccharyltransferase complex. Lineage: Eukaryota; Fungi; Ascomycota; Sordariomycetes; Xylariales; Hypoxylaceae. The coding region runs from base 448 to 915 and encodes 155 amino acids. Gene Ontology annotation, biological process: protein N-linked glycosylation. The record is from RefSeq and is a predicted model, not a curated record.